This is a messenger RNA of Ostrea edulis (European flat oyster), 5200 nucleotides long. Its product is annotated as ventricular zone-expressed PH domain-containing protein homolog 1-like. Lineage: Eukaryota; Metazoa; Mollusca; Bivalvia; Ostreida; Ostreidae. The record is from RefSeq and is a predicted model, not a curated record. Bases 108 to 2453 code for a protein of 781 amino acids. Gene Ontology annotation, molecular function: phosphatidylinositol-5-phosphate binding. Gene Ontology annotation, biological process: regulation of signal transduction. Gene Ontology annotation, cellular component: plasma membrane. The transcript is spliced from 15 exons.
GUACAACUUAUGUAGUGUUACGAAAACGAAACCGGAUGCGCUAGAAAUGAGAAAAUCUAGUAGACUAGUUAUUUAUUAUUUAUAUUAAUAAUUAUUUAGACUCAACGAUGCACGAGUUAUUUGCCAAAGUUCUUAAUGAGAAGGAUUUAUCAAAGGCUGGAGAUCUGUUUUCUCUGGAGGACCGGGACAUCGUGGAUGACAUCAGUACAGCGCUGGAGAAGAUAGGAGACAUAAUAAACACUGAAGAUUACGUGAACAAUGACAAUGACCAGAGUGUGGUGGAAAUCUGCAUCACCAGAGUUACAACAACCAUCAGGGAAAUGGACACCAUUGAGGACCACUCAUCAGGGCUGGUGCGCCUCCUACAGUUGUGUCAGCAACAUAAUCUGAACCCAGUCACCCAGGACAAAGAUCCUCCUCAUGCAAAAGUGGCCUCAGAUAUUAUGAGCUGUUUGUUCACACACUACAGUAAGUCUAAAGUGAUGAAAAUGGCAAUCCCGGUGGUAGUAAAUUUCCUUGGCAUUGAUAACAAGGAGUUGAGUCGUAAUGUGUCCAGUUAUCUCUCCCUGGCAGCACUGGACAAUGCUGACCUUUUGGCCAAACACAUGGAAAUCAUCCUCAAUAGUAUAUUUAGAGGAAACUAUAUCCUGAGCACAGUCCUUCCACAGAUCUAUGCACAGAAUAGCGAUCCAAUCAUAGACUGUACAGACAGACUGACAGACAUUCUGGAUCAGUGUGAUGUGUCUGAGAGAAGCAGUCUGUUCCAGGUGUUUUCCAUGGUAGCCAAAAACAAACCAAAGACCUUAGAACCACACAUUCACAAACUGUCGGAGUACCUCUCCACUUCAGUGCUAGCCCCAUUAGUCUUAGUGAUGUUUGUUGACAUGGCGAUUGCCAACCCAAAGCCUUUCGUUAGUUUUGCUCCCGUCCUGAAGGCUUCAGCAGAGAAACAGCCCAUUCAUCUGAUCCACGUCCUGCAGAUCAUGGGAGCCAUUGGUACCAUCAAUGAGGAACAAGCUCAACAGAGCAUGGCUUACUUUGUGUCCAACUUGAAUCAGACUGACCAGUCAGUACUGACCGUCAUCCUGCAGGAGGUCAAGGCCCUGAGUCUUACUCACCCUGAACUGCUGGUCGAGAACAUGGACAAAAUAAGCAAACUGUCCCAGAGUGGUUCCAGUGCGAUCCGCAUUCUUGUACAGCAGCUGAAGGAUGAUGAAAAAAAGAGAUCCAAUGCUGUAGAGAAGGAGAUGAAGUCUGUAUCCAGUCAGACAGAGGGAGCUGUGACGGUCAUUACAGUGGGAAACCCCCCAAACUCAGCCAACCCUAACGGCAUAACGGUCAGACAAGUCCACAUCCCCCCCAGCUCUAUGUCCAGUCAACAGAGUCUAGGCAAAUCAUCCAGAGCCAGUGUGUCCACAGGGCGGUACGACCGACCGGUCAGUCCGUCAUCAAUCUACACAGACAGAAUGUCCAUGAUAAGCUCUGGAACGGCCAGCAGUCAGCAUGGCCCCUCUAUUGAGUCCAUGCGUGAUGGGGUACAACAUUUCUGUGACAAACAUUUCUCUACAAUACGCAACUUUAUCAGUAACAUAUCAGCUCGCAUUCCUCUACCAGAAGUGUGCAGUGUCAUCAAUGGCCGACACAAGCGCUUUCUUAGACUGAGCUUCCUGUGUGGUGGUAAGGGAGACCAGUGUAUCUACAGCAAAUCUUAUUUCACACUCGAUACAAAGCUACCAAAAACUUGGAUCCACCUCAUGUUUCUCUCUACACAGGCCAAAGCAUCAUCAGCAUUAAGUCAGCAUGAUUACAGUAUAAGUCGCCUGAAGACAUGCUGGGACUCGCUACAGACUGACCGAUCUACAGGAAGCUUUCUAACGCUGGUCACUUCAUCCUUCCCUUCAGCAAAGGACCAGGAUAUCCUCAUCCACGAGUUGCACAGUUUUCGAUUUUUCGAUGUGUUUGAGUUUAAUGCUGCCAAGAAGUACUGGGCGUGCUUUAUGUGUAAUCAUCCUGAGAAGAUGUGGGAUCUAAUGAAGAACGGCACUCCGGUCAUCGCGGGUCAACUGAGGGAGAAGAAGGGAAGAUGGAAGUUUCUGAAGCGCUGGAAGACGAGGUAUUUCACUCUCUCUGGGACACAGAUUACGUACAGCAAAAGUGACCAGCGACACGAGACACUGCCUGUCAGUAAAAUUCAAAGCGUGAAGGCGGUGAGGAAAGGCUAUCGUGAUAUUCCGAAGGCAUUUGAGAUUUUUACAGCUGACCAGACAUACACAUUCAAGGCUAAAGGUCACCAGAACAUUGAACAGUGGGUGCAGUGUCUACAUAUUGCUGUGGCUCAAGCACAUAAGGGAGAUAACUCCAAAAAAGGGACAGGCAAAGCAGAAGUGUGUCCGUCAAGACAGGAUAACUUAGUGAUCGAAAGACCAAGGUCUGUGAUGGAUACCAAGUUAUGACGGAGUUUUAAGUUCACUGUUCCGCUCUCUGUUGACAUCUGUGUUCUGGAAUUCCUAUACUUGUACAGUCACAGGUGAUAGCAGUUUUCAUUUUAGUUAAAUAUUGCCAAAGAGUUUUACAGUUGAAGGCAGAUUAUCCACAACAUUACCUUCAGAAGGAAUAACACACCAAAAAUAUUGUAAGGGAUGUCAAGUUGAUGGUAUCAAAAGAAUUUUCAGUUUUCCUUUUUGUGCUAAAAAUUGCAAUUUUAUUGUAAAAGUCAUCCAAAAAACAUGGAAACCUCACACUGUGUAGAAACUCGUGAUUUAAUUUAAACAUAUUUUAUUCAGAAACUCGGCUCGUGAUUUAAUUUAAACAUAUUUUAUUGAGAAACUCGGCUCGUGAUUUAAUUUAAACAUAUUUUAUUGAGAAACUCAACUCGUGAUUUAAUUUAAACAUAUUUUAUUCUGAAACUCAACUCGUGAUUUAAUUUAAACAUAUUUUAUUGAGAAACUCGGCUCAUGAUUUAUAGACUGGCGGCUCCAGCCACUGAGCUAAUCAUUAAAAAUAAAAAACCUUAUCACAAUGAAUAAGGAAUAUAUUGCUGAUGUUUAUUCAUGCUUUUCCUUUUAAACUAUUGUGACGAAGUGUUAUUCCUUCUGAAUAAAUUCUACAAAGGAAACUGUUCCAACACGGUUAUUCAGCAUAUCAUGGAAGGUUUUCACAAAGAAUGUAAAUGAAACUUCUGUUAGUUCAAUCUUUUUUUUUUAUUUUCACAAUUAAUAAUUAUAUACUUGUGAAAUUUUAUACCAAGUUUUAUAAAUCACCUCCAAACCCAUUGUGAUAUCGAUAAUCUACAAAGGGAAGAAAAUCAGUCUUGUUUUGCUUGCUAGUUUCUACUGUCCUGUGCGUAUGACUCAGCAAUUUUACCUGUUUGUGGUUUAAGGUACAUUGAUGUAAUUAGUAGAUCCAUACUGAGAGAUAAGCAUUACAAUUCACGGGAUAUUGUCCUAAUAAUGUUUUACAUUCCAAAUAACGAUGCUUAGGUUACCUAAAGUCGGGUCAUUGAACUGUACACCAGUUGGUUACACACCACUGUAGUUUGGAUGGACGAGGGUGGUGGUGUCAGUUUCUUUGUUGUUGAUCUAUGAAUCUCAGAUCCUUUUCUUUUUUCUUACUGCACUAUGACCUUAUUACACUCUUUAUCCAGCAGUAUAUUUUUUUUUGUAACAUAUGAUAAAGUGAUAAUAUUGUUAAACUAAUUAAUUAUAUAAAAGUAUUUAUUCGAAUUUUAUUGUUGAAUUGUUAUACAUUUUUUUGUUGUUGUAACUUUGAAAUUUUUACUGUAGAAUAUUAAGACCCUGGCAAACAUAUCAGCUGUGUUAUAGUGUAAAUAUAUGGAGACAUGGCAUGAAGGUAAAAUCCAAACUUUAUCAUCUCUGUUCAUGCCUUUAUGACAAACUUCAUUGGAGUACAUUGUAGCUAUCAUCAUCAUAAAAUGGUCGGGACAAUUUCAUUAUAGUAUUUCCGAUUUCUGUCGAUUUGCCCUUCUAUCAUUCCAUCUUAGUUGUAGUUUUUAGAGAGUUUUUUUGUUGCUAUGGUUACAAAUGUCGAGCUGAUAUUUGUCAUGUAAUGUACACAUCAAGGUUAGAUUUCAUUCUAAAUGACCAACUUGAGCAGAGUUAUGGCCCUUGAAAUUUGAAGAAAAAAAAUUCUGUGUUUUUUUGACUGUACAUGUAUAUAGAAGAGUUACAGAUCAAAAUUUAGUUUUAUUUCAAUUGACCACAGCAGAGUCAUGACUUAAGUUUUUCAGAAUUUUCCCCCUAAGGUUGUAAAUAAUAUGAUUUUUGGCAUGUAGUUAUAAUAUUAGAUAGUUACUGAUCAAGUUUAAGCUUCAUUUAAUUUACAAUGAGCAGAGUUUGAUACAAACGUUUUAAUGCAGAAGUUCACAGGCCUCAGACAAAUAGAUGUUGACCUGAUUUUUGGAGUGAAAUGUGAUGAGUCACACAUCAAUGUGGUGUUUGGCUACUGGGCGGGGCUUUCGUGUUGUACCAAUACAUCUUGUCUUAAAAAUGCCUAGCUACCCUUAGUUAUUAGCGUAAAUCGAGUAUAAAUCAAUUUAAAUGGUAAUCUGUCUCUGAUUGCUACACGUUGUGACAACCCAGAUUGUAGGUAUAUAGAAUCUUCUUUGUUGGAUGGUUUACAUGUCGUGAACAAAACCCUCAUUUUGUACGGGGUCUUUUGUAGUGUUUUUAACUCACAAUUUUUUUUUAUGAUUGUUAUUUAGUAGAACCCAUUUUAAAGUGAUUGAAAAUAGGACACAACUCAUAAAUUCAAGUGCCAUAUUACUUACUCUGAAUUCAAAAACGACACAUGAAGUGGAUGUGCAAUAAACGAUGGAAGGUCAUUCAUACGUUUCAUUCAGGAGGUUGUUGUUUUCCCCCUACAUCACUGUGAUUUGCUUUCCCGUAGAAAACUCGUUGACAUUUACCAAACCAGCUGCAGUAUCAUGCACUGUACAUGUAGACCCCCCCCCCCUUUUUUAAUGAAACACACUGUGUUGACUGUGUAGUACAAAUUAUAUAUGUCUUUCAGUAGUGUGAUGAUAUACAGCAAUAUUUAUUAAGUUUUAUUAUACCCUUUAACAAAGUUUUUAUAUGUAUAUAUAUCAGUUGUCAUUACUAAAAUAUUUUUCUGUUUUGUAAUUAUAUAUGUAAAAUAAACUGUAAGGAAACAUUAAACAAUUUAUUUCCUUCUAGGAACACUG